Molecule: messenger RNA, 486 nt
Organism: Morchella sextelata
Lineage: Eukaryota; Fungi; Ascomycota; Pezizomycetes; Pezizales; Morchellaceae
Exons: 2
Coding region: 1-486 (161 amino acids)
Source: RefSeq, a predicted model, not a curated record
AUGUUUGAAAACAGCGAUUCAGAACGCACCGCCACUCAACACCCCGUGCCAUUCCUCUGGACUAAAGAGAUCAUCGACACCAUGAUCCAAGACACCAAGAACAUCCGGCACGAGAUGUGCCACAACCUCAACAAAAGUGUCUUAACAAGGGACAACGACUCAUCCGUCCUCUACUGGGGCCCUGAUCUCGAGUGCUAUAACAUGUGCCUCAGCGAGCAAAUGAUCAAGAUUGAUCGCGCAAUCAAGAGGUACAAACAGCUCCUGGAUAACAAGGAGGCAACUCACGAGACUGUUGAUGAUAAGAACAGGCUUGUUAGGGUGUGGAAAGAGCUGAGAGCGCGGAGGAGACCUAGGGCGACGGAUCGAGUGGUAACGGAUGCGAUGGGGGGACCGGAUUCGUUGGAGCCGAAGUACUUUGAGACGCAGGAGUUUACAGACUUUGCGGACGAGAUUGGAAAUAUCAGGAUACCGAGGUAUUUAAGAUAG